Molecule: messenger RNA, 780 nt
Organism: Ceraceosorus bombacis
Lineage: Eukaryota; Fungi; Basidiomycota; Exobasidiomycetes; Ceraceosorales; Ceraceosoraceae
Source: the annotation of a GenBank genome assembly
AUGCAACUCUCAACCGCAUUUGUUGUGAGCUUCGUUGCGCUCCAGGCCGUCAUUCUCCCUCCGGCCGUCGGUGCCCUCCCAUCCUCGAUCUUCGAGCCGCUCGCAGACUGGCACGACCCGCACAACGAUGCAGAACUCGUGCACAAAGCUCGUGAGCAGCUCAAAUUGGCCACUGGACCAGCGCAUCCACCGGAGCAUGCGCCCACGACCUAUCUGCAACAGCUGCAAGCUGAUUACAUUUCCCAGAUCACUGGUUCCGAGUCCACGAGGUGAGCAGAGAUCGACAAGACCAGACUUUGCCCAUCUACUGACCGCACCUGCAAGCAGUCCCAAACACUCCCAGACGGCGCUGUACAGCGAAGCUUUGAUCUCGCUCAACUCCACCCUUUUCGAAUUUGUCGACGUUGUAGGCGGCCUCAAUCGCUAUUUCAGCCACAGCGACGCCGAGGAGAUCAUGGCAGAUUUUUAUCCCGAACUGUACACAUCCUAUGCUGCGGCGCUCACCACUCCUGAAAUCAAGAAGCAGGUCGCCGAGAGGAAUGUUGGCUUGCAGCUGCGAAGCGCAACAGCGGUGCUCUGGCAAGCGUGGGACCAUGCCUUUUUGGCUUUGCGUGACAAGACGUGAGUAUCCUUGCUCGAAUAGAGGACAUUCGUGCGCUACCGCUCACCUGCGCCUCGAUCUACAGCGUGCCUGGCUCGCCUGAAGCUGAACAGUGGGUGAACGGCAUCGACACGCUCAAGACGGGUUUACAGGCCAUCAUCAACACGUAUUAUGCUUGA